Messenger RNA from Grammomys surdaster, 1154 nucleotides. RefSeq names its product high mobility group box 2 (gene Hmgb2). Lineage: Eukaryota; Metazoa; Chordata; Mammalia; Rodentia; Muridae. Gene Ontology annotation, cellular component: nucleus. Bases 148 to 780 code for a protein of 210 amino acids. Gene Ontology annotation, molecular function: DNA binding, bending. The transcript is spliced from 5 exons. The record is from RefSeq and is a predicted model, not a curated record. Gene Ontology annotation, biological process: regulation of transcription by RNA polymerase II.
AGUUGCCGUGGCGCGGAGAACUCUGCAAAACAAGAGGCUGGGGAUUGCGUUAGCGAGUAACCAGUUCUCGCCGGAGCUUGGGGAAGGAAGUCUCUCCGUGGAGGUCUGAGGGAAGCGCUCGCGCCAGGUAGACGCCGCGCCGUCAUCAUGGGUAAGGGUGACCCCAACAAGCCGCGGGGCAAAAUGUCCUCGUACGCCUUCUUCGUGCAGACCUGCCGGGAGGAGCACAAGAAGAAGCAUCCCGACUCGUCGGUCAACUUCGCCGAGUUCUCGAAGAAAUGCUCCGAGAGAUGGAAGACCAUGUCUGCAAAGGAAAAGUCGAAGUUUGAGGAUUUGGCCAAGAGCGACAAAGCUCGUUAUGACAGGGAGAUGAAGAACUAUGUCCCUCCCAAAGGUGAUAAAAAAGGGAAGAAAAAAGAUCCAAAUGCUCCGAAGAGACCACCGUCUGCCUUCUUCCUGUUUUGCUCUGAACAUCGCCCAAAGAUCAAAAGUGAACACCCUGGCCUGUCUAUUGGAGAUACUGCAAAGAAACUGGGUGAGAUGUGGUCUGAGCAAUCUGCCAAAGAUAAACAACCGUAUGAGCAGAAAGCAGCUAAACUAAAGGAGAAGUAUGAGAAGGAUAUUGCUGCAUACCGUGCCAAGGGCAAAAGUGAAGUAGGAAAGAAGGGUCCUGGUAGGCCAACAGGCUCAAAGAAGAAGAAUGAACCAGAAGAUGAAGAAGAGGAGGAGGAGGAAGAAGAGGAUGAAGAUGAAGAGGAGGAAGAUGAGGAUGAAGAAUAAGUGGCUGUCCUAAAGUGUGGAGUAUAUGUGCUCAGGCAAUUAUUUUGCUAAGAAUGUGAAAUUCAAGUGCAGCUCAACAUUAGCUUCAGUAUAAAAACUGUACAGAUUUUUGUAUAGCUGAUGAGAUUCUUUGUAGAGAAAAUACUUUUUAAAAAGUUUGUAGCUUUUUCAAGGGCUACAACGUACAGUUAGAUUUAAAGCUUUUGAUGUUGAAUGUUUCUAAAUAUUUAAUGGUUUCUUUAAUUUCUUAUGGUAGCAAAAAAAAACUUCAUAGGAAUUUGUAUUACCAGUAAAAAGAAUUUUUUUUUAGGAUGUUGAAUUUUUUUUGUUUUUUUCUUUUUUUAAAUUUGUAAUAAAAUAAUGUAUAUUACUUG